AUGGCCCCAAAGGCCAUUGCUUCAAAAGGAACAACCCAGGUAUGUUACCUUCAGAACGCUCAUUGUGUACGGUCCGAUAAUCGGUUUUUACUGCUAUUUCCUCGCCCACAUGGAUACGAUCACGGUAUUUGUUGUUUUGUUGACCUGUGCUCUCAGCUGGUGUAUUGCAUCAAUAGCCUUCUCCUUAGUGGAGACGUUGAAACGAAUCCAGGACCACCAAAAAAAGACAGCAAAAAAACAAAACAAGAUAACGUAGUUUCGGUUACAGAGGACUCGAGGGCUGCUAAUUCGGGUGAGAGCGAUAAUGACGGAAGAGAUAUCGAGAGACAACCCACAGUUUCGGAUAUGUUUGCUGAAUUGCUGGCUGGCCAGAAAAAGAUGGCUCAGGACAUAGCUCAAAUCAAAUUAUUCCAACAGUCGGUUAACUCCCGAUUUGACGCUCUUGAAGCACGAGUGGCUGCCCUCGAGUCGCCUUCUGCCACGCCAAGUGUCCCUUGUACAUCUUGUGACAAUCUGCUUAUAGAGCUUAAGUCAUUGUCUGGUGUGGUAGACAGACUCGUCGCGAGGAAUGACGACAUGGAAAACCGCUUGCGCAGAAAUAAUCUAAUCUUAUAUGGCCUCACCGAAAGCGCAGACGAAACUAGUGAGUCAUUACUCUCUAACGUAUCAAAAAUAUUCUCGGAUAAACUGAUUAUUGACUGCCCACGUAUUGAAAGGUGCCAUAGAAUAGGUCGAAAACACGACGAUCGUUCACGUCCUGUCAUUAUGAAACUCCUUGAUUUUCGCGAAAAAAUGGAAGUAUUGAAAAAUUCUUUCAAGCUUAAGGGUUCAGAUAUUCGUAUAUCGGAAGACUUCUCUGUUCAUGUCCGUUCUGUUCGAAAGAAAAUAUGGGAUGCGACGGCCUCUUUCCGUGACAGUGGCUCCUCCGUUCGCCUUCGAUAUGAUCAUGUGUUCAUCAAUAAUGAGCGAUAUAAUUGGGAUGUUAAAACUAAUACUCUGGUUAAGUGUUCCGACUACUCCGCCCAGUCUACUACCACCGCCCCAUCUACUGGUGGUCGUUGACUCGGCCGCGGUUUAAAAGACGGUUUAAGUGAAAAUCUUUGUGUCUUGAAUGUUAACGCCAGAAGUUUAGUAAACAAGUUCCCCGAUUUUCUGUCACUAAUUUCUUCCCACUCUGCUCACAUUAUUGGAGUCACUGAAACAUGGUUACAUGAUGGCAUAUACGACACCGAAAUUACACCCUCUGGUUUCUGCGUGGUUAGAGGUGAUAGAAAGUACGGGCGUGGCGGUGGCGUCGCACUCUUUUUAAAGUCCAAUAUUAAAUUUUCAGUUAUACAGGGUCCUCCCCAGAUUGAAUCAGUGUGGUGCAAACUUAAUGUGGAUAAUAUAUCUUUAGUUGUUGGCGUUGUCUACCGCCCUCCCGGCUCUCCCAUUGAUCAGUUACAUGCUUUAUGUGACUUUAUGUACGAGCAUAACCUGUCUUCUUCCAAUUUAAUAUUAAUGGGUGAUUUCAAUUUACCUGGCAUCCAGUGGUCGUCUUUGUCGCUAUCUGGUCCUGACGUUCAAAUAUCUAGAGAGUUAGUGAACUUUUCUUUGUCAUUUGGUUUAAAACAGAUUGUUCAGGAGAGCACGAGAGAGUCGUCAGUUUUAGAUUUGGUAUUUCUUAGUAUACCUCUUCUAGAAAACCAUUUUGAAUGUGAAGUCGUUGACGGUAUAUCAGAUCACAGGGCAGUCUUUGUUUCUGUUGCUUAUCCUGUCCCUAAAACACGUUUUGUUUACCACACUUUUCCUGAUUUUAACCGUGCCGAUGAUGUGUCCAUAAUUGACUCAUUAAGCUAUUCCUUUGAAGUGUUUGAACAACUUAGUAUCUCCAGUGACGUGAAUGUACUCAUUACAUUUUUUGAAGACUUGGUUAAAUCGUGUAUCCAGCGAUUUGUGCCACUCAAAACUAAAAAAAGUAACAUUGUCAAACCUUGGAUAACAAGAGAAUUAUUACAUUUAUCGCGACGGGUCGGCAGACUGCGGAGUGGAAAACGUUGCGCUGACCCAGUAAAGUCUGCUCAGUUUAUUCAAGCUAAGGAGGAACUCCGACUAAAAACUAAUUCCGCGAAGGACUUCUAUUUCCGUGUUACCUUACAAAACUUAAUAAAAUGCAACCCUCGAAAAUUCUGGAAAUCUAUUUUACCAGGCAGCACAAUUUCAAACUCGUUUAUAAUUAACGACGUAACUACUAUGGACGCGCUGACAAUCGCUACAGCGUUUAAUACGUACUUUCAGUCAGUAUUUACAGUUGAUAAUUUCGAAGUUCCUCCUUUUACUCAUGUUUCGCAGUCUGCGGUUGACGACAUAGAUGUGAACGUUCGGGGCGUACUAAACCUGAUUUUGAAGUUAGACACUAAAAAAAGUC
Molecule: messenger RNA, 2407 nt
Organism: Ixodes scapularis (black-legged tick)
Lineage: Eukaryota; Metazoa; Arthropoda; Arachnida; Ixodida; Ixodidae
Exons: 2
Coding region: 1-1062 (353 amino acids)
Biological process (GO): retrotransposition
Cellular component (GO): ribonucleoprotein complex
Molecular function (GO): single-stranded RNA binding
Source: RefSeq, a predicted model, not a curated record